This is a messenger RNA of Budorcas taxicolor (takin), 977 nucleotides long. RefSeq names its product COMM domain containing 2 (gene COMMD2). The record is from RefSeq and is a predicted model, not a curated record. The transcript has 5 exons. Lineage: Eukaryota; Metazoa; Chordata; Mammalia; Artiodactyla; Bovidae. Bases 49 to 648 code for a protein of 199 amino acids.
GCGAGGGUGGGGUCGGCGCUGCCCAGUGAAAUUGGCUACCCAGGGAAGAUGCUGCUGGACCUGUCGGAGGAGCACAAGGAGCACCUGGCCUUCCUGCCGAAAGUGGACAGCGCGGUGGUCGCAGAGUUUGGGCGAAUUGCGGUGGAGUUCCUGAGGCGUGGCUCGAACCCCAAGAUCUACGAAGGCGCUGCCAGAAAACUCAGCGUGAGUAGUGACACUGUCCAACAUGGUGUGGAAGGCUUAAUAUACCUCCUCACUGAAAGUUCAAAGCUCAUGAUUUCUGAACUGGAUUUCCAAGAUUCUGUUUUUGUUCUGGGAUUUCCUGAAGAACUGAACAAAUUGUUGCUUCAGCUUUAUCUAGACAACAGAAAGGAGAUCAGAACUAUCCUGAGUGAAUUGGCACCAGACCUUCCCAGUUACCACAGCCUUGAAUGGCGACUGGAUGUACAGCUUGCAAGCAGAAGCCUCAGGCAACAGAUUAAACCAUCAGUGACUAUAAAGCUCCACCUUAAUCAGAAUGGAGAUCACAACACUCAAGUUCUGCAGACAGACCCAGCCACCCUGCUCCACUUGGUUCAGCAGUUGGAACAAGCCUUGGAGGAGAUGAAAACAAACCACUGUAGGAGAGUCGUGCGCAAUAUCAAGUAGUCCCAAUUUGUUUCUUCCUCCUGAAUCACUUGUGAAUUGAUGAUACGCAGUAGUUAUUUUUCAAAACAAUUUUUUAAGUUGAUAGUGAUAAAUACAUAGAGAUUUCAUAAAAUUUCUUUUCCUGUGUCAAGAUACUGAGGUCAUGAUCACAGGCUAAGUGAAGUUUCUUUCUCGGUGCUAAAUAUGGUCAGUUUCUUGAGUUAAGAUGUAAUUUGUAUCGUAAAUGUGUAAAUAGGAUUGAAUCAACUGAAAGUGAAUCUAUACUGUUCAAAUCCUCUGUGUAUAUAAAUGACUAUAUUUUUUUGAUGCUUUUCCUGACUAGUUUAUUG